This is a messenger RNA of Onthophagus taurus, 1203 nucleotides long. RefSeq lists its product as uncharacterized. The record is from RefSeq and is a predicted model, not a curated record. Lineage: Eukaryota; Metazoa; Arthropoda; Insecta; Coleoptera; Scarabaeidae.
AUGAGUAUCUUAAACGUCUCGGAUAAAGUAGAAUUUGAUAAUUCACUCGUACGGAUUCAGUAUCAUAAUCAUUUACCAUACUCAUCAAAUUCUUUUAACAAUAGCGAUGAAAUUCGUAUUGCAAUUCAACAACAGGACGUUUACACGUUACCAAGUCAAUCUUUUAUUUACGUACAAGGGAAACUAUUGAAAGAUGACGGAACCGUUGAUAAAGAUUCAAAAUUGUCAGCAAAUCCGAUCGCUCAUAUGUUUAGUGAAGUACGAUUUGAAUGUGGAGGGAACGUAAUUGACAGAGUAAGAAAUCCAGGAAUAGCUAGCACAUUAAAAAAUCUUUGCUCAUUAACAAGAUCGGAAUACUAUCAUGCCUCUAACGCAGGUUUCGAAUAUCCAAAUGUUAAAGUAAAUGAAAAUACAGGAGAUUUUGAUUUUUGUGUUCCCUUGAAAUAUUUUCUUGGUUUCGCAGAAGAUUAUAAUAAAAUUUUGAUAAAUCUCCGUCAAGAAUUAGUUUUAGUACGCAGUAAUUCAGACAAGAAUGUUAUCGAAAGUCUUUUACCUAAUGUGAUAAUUACUAUUAAUAAAAUAGUAUGGAAAGUUCCUCAUGUUUCUGUAGCCGAUGUUGAACGUUUAAAACUUUUAGAGUACAUUGAACAAGGAAUUGAAUUAGACAUGGGAUUUAGAUCAUUUGAUUUACAUGAAUACCCAUCAUUACCAAAAAAUAGACAACACACAUGGACAAUUAAAACAUCUACUCAAUUAGAAAAGCCCAGAUACUUUAUAUUAGGGUUUCAAAUCAAUAGAAAAGAUAAUCCGUUACGUUCUGCAUCACAAUUUGACCACUGUAAUUUAACAGAUAUGAAAGUGUUUUUAAAUAGUGAGAAAUAUCCCUAUGAAGCUUUAAAUUUAAAUUUUAAGACAGGUCAAAUUGCAGUUUUAUAUGAAAUGUAUUGUAAUUUCGCAAAGACCUAUUACGAUCGAGAACUUGCAGAACCAAUGUUUAACAGAGAUACAUUUUUAGCACAUACACCGAUUAUUGUAAUUGAUUGUUCACGGCAAAAUGAUAUUUUAAAUGUUGGAACCGUAGAUAUUCGCAUUGGAUUUGAAAAGAGUGAAGAGAUACUUAAUGCUACUUCGCUCUACUGUUUAAUCUUACAUGAUAGAGUUUUCAAAUAUGUUCCUUUAGCUGGUAUGAUUAAUCAAAUAUAG